Tarenaya hassleriana is the source of this 2022-nucleotide messenger RNA. Its product is annotated as pentatricopeptide repeat-containing protein At4g02820, mitochondrial. The transcript has 2 exons. The record is from RefSeq and is a predicted model, not a curated record. Lineage: Eukaryota; Viridiplantae; Streptophyta; Magnoliopsida; Brassicales; Cleomaceae. Gene Ontology annotation, molecular function: protein binding. Bases 23 to 1561 code for a protein of 512 amino acids. Gene Ontology annotation, cellular component: mitochondrion.
AAUCGCUCGAUAACAAAAAAAAAUGUUGCUCCGGUCAGCUCGCGCCGCAACCCUAGCCUCCAUUCGCCGCCUCUCCACCGCCGCAUCGGAGACGGCGGCCGGAAAUCCGGUAAAGCCACACGGAGAUGGAGGCGUCGGAGGCGGCGGAGGCGGCGGCCGCAGAGACACACUUGGGGGGAGGCUGUUGGGCCUUGUGUAUCGGAAACGCAGCGCCGUGGUUGCUAUCCGGAAAUGGAAGGAGGAAGGCCGUACUGUCCGCAAGUACGAGCUCAAUCGUAUCGUCAGAGAGCUUCGUAAGCUCAAGCGUUAUAAGCACGCUCUCGAGAUAUGUGAAUGGAUGGUUUUGCAGGAGGAUAUUAAACUGCAACCUGGUGAUUAUGCCGUCCAUUUGGAUUUAAUUACUAAAAUUCGUGGUUUGAACAGUGCGGAGAAGUUUUUCGAAGAUAUUCCUGAUCGAAUGAGAGACCAUUCUGUCUGCACAUCUCUUCUCCAUACGUAUGUGCAGAGUAAGCUGUCUGAUAAAGCCGAGGCUCUGUUUGAGAAAAUGUCUGAAUGUGGUUUCUUGAAGUCCCCUCUGCCUUACAAUCACCUGAUAUCCAUGUACAUAUCAAAAGGCCAACUUGACAAGGUCCCAGUACUUAUUCAGGAACUAAAGAAGAAUGUCACGCCUGAUAUUGUCACUUAUAAUCUAUGGUUGACGGCCCUUGCCUCUGAAAAUGAUGUCGAAGCUGUGGAGAAGGUCUAUCUUAAGCUGAAGCAGGCAAAGCUAGAUCCAGACUGGGUGACUUUCAGUGUCCUAGCCAACUUGUACACAAAAAAUGAUUGUCUUGAAAAGGCAAAACUUGCUUUGAAAGAGAUGGAGAAGUUGGUGUCUAAGAAGAACCGGGUGGCUUAUGCUUCUCUGAUAAGUUUGUAUGGAAAUAUUGGGGACAAAGAUGGGGUCAACCAAACAUGGAAGAGGAUGAGGUCGUGCUUUCGGAAAAUGAAUGAUGCCGAGUACCUUAGUAAGAUAUCUGCACUGGUGAAACUCGGUCAAUUUGCAGAAGCCAAAGAUAUCUAUGAUGAAUGGGAGUCGGUUUCUGGGACCGGAGAUGCUAGGAUACCAAACCUAAUUCUGGCGGAGCACAUGAACAGAGGGGAGAUGCAUUUGGGAGAAACGUUUUUUCAAAGAGUGGUGGAAAAGGGCAUUUCCCCAAGCUAUUCUACAUGGGAAAUUCUUACGUGGGCCUAUUUGAAGCAUAAAGACUUGGAUAAGGUAUUAGAUUGUUUCAAGAAGGCCAUUGGUUCUGUGAAGGAGUGGACUCCGAAUCUAAGACUGGUUAGAGAGGUAUGCAAGGAACUCGAGGAUCAGGGGAACGUCGAAGGAGCUGAAGAGCUAUUGAAUGUUCUUCGGAAGGCUGGCUAUACGAACACUCAGCUUUACAACUCGCUUCUACGUACUUAUGCUAAAGCUGGUAAAAUGGCGCUUAUAGUCGAAGAGCGAAUGGCAAAGGAUAACAUAGAGUUAGAUGAAGAAACGCACGACCUUAUGCGACUAACCAGCAGGAUGUGUGUGGCUUAAGCCUCGAGCAGUGUUUCCUAGCCAAAUAUGGCUGCGCAAUUGCCUCUAGUGUCGAUCUAAGAUCUCAUCAGCAUCUCUUCCACAAGGUCAAACACAGAAGAAGCAAUAAACGAUACAGAUGAUGAAUUUGAUCAGUGUGGGGAUAAAUAGUCUUCGAACUCAUGGCGAAGAGAAGUCUUGAGAGCGGUAUACUCUUCAAAAGCUUGGUCAUUUGAGUGGCGCGUGGAAAGCAACGUUUUUGGCAUAGGAGAAACGUCAAGGUACAUCAUCCCAAUUAGAUUUUAAACCGUGUCCAGUAUGUCCCGUUGAGUCUAGGAUGAUAUGAACAUUUGGGGAUUGGACCUUUGAGACUUGAGGGAAAGUGUUCAGUUAGAAAAUUACAAUUUUGUAGAAACUGAUGAUGUGUCUUUUGAUGGGUAUUUGAAUGAUUUUUGGGAAUUAACAUUGUUGAAUUAUUGUUC